This is a messenger RNA of Hipposideros armiger (great roundleaf bat), 699 nucleotides long. RefSeq names its product transmembrane protein 225 (gene TMEM225). The transcript is spliced from 4 exons. The record is from RefSeq and is a predicted model, not a curated record. Lineage: Eukaryota; Metazoa; Chordata; Mammalia; Chiroptera; Hipposideridae. Gene Ontology annotation, biological process: negative regulation of phosphatase activity. Bases 1 to 699 code for a protein of 232 amino acids.
AUGGUAGAGAAAUCAAUCAGAAAUAUCCAGGCCACUAACAUGCUGUUUUCCUCCUGGGCCUUAAUCUUAUUGGUAUUAGGAAUUAUCAUGGAUGACUGGGUUGAACUGAAUUCUGAAACAAAAAAAAAUAGAAAAAGCCACAGUCCGUGGACAUACACAACCAUUUGGCCAGAAGAUGAACUGAAAGUGGUUAGGAUCAUUAUGAUUUUGGUCCUCAACCUUUCCUUCUUCCAUAACUUGUUCCUGGGCUUAGAAUUCACCUAUAUGAUUCCUCAAACAAAAUACAUCCUCUUCAUUGAUGUCUUCAUCAGUUUCUUCACAGGUAUCCUUCUGCUCUGUGCACUCCUAAUGUAUCAUCUAAAGCUAAGGCAAGAUCAAUUCAUGUACUACUCUAGUUAUAAGAUCACCUGGAUCAUUCCCAUGGCCUACUUGAAUGUUUCCUUCUUUUUUACCUCCGGAGCUCUUUCUUUCCUACAGUACAAGAAGUCCAGGAAUAGUUGUGCCUGUAUGAACAUCACCCAUGAUCCUUCCAGAGGAAGUCAGGAUAUACAAGAAUCUGGGAGUACUGUUCAAGUUCUUUCAUUACCAGCACGCACUGCAAUGCCUCGUAGUAUUGUCCGUGUACAAUCUAUGCGUUCAGGGGAAGAUGCGCCAAAGAAAUCACAAAUCCAAAAACGUCGUGUAACCUGGGCCCUAUGA